Molecule: messenger RNA, 441 nt
Organism: Suillus subaureus
Lineage: Eukaryota; Fungi; Basidiomycota; Agaricomycetes; Boletales; Suillaceae
Exons: 3
Coding region: 1-441 (146 amino acids)
Source: RefSeq, a predicted model, not a curated record
AUGCACUCAGAAAAUCUAGUUACCAUUAGAACAUCUAUUGAUUGUUCUAACAUCAAACUAUGCAUUCAGCAGAUCAAGUACUCACUUUCAUCAUACCAAGACUUGGCAUUUCUCAUCCCUGAUGGUUGGAGCAACAGUGAUCUGAUUAUGAUUGUCACACCAAUACCCCCAAAAUUUCUCAUAUUCUUCAACAAUAUCCAGGACAUGAUUGCAGCUGCAAAAACACUGCAGAAGCGACUUCCCCUUGACAUGCACCACAAAAUUAAAUGGUAUAAUUCAGAUAUGACAGUGGAGUACAAAGAAAAUGAAGUGAACCACCUCAUUUUGGGCGAGACAUGGGGACUCUGUAUGAUGGAAUCUUUCAGAAUGGGAAUGGACAUACCUGAUAUCUUACUGGUUAUACAAUGGAGGGCAAUGUGCAAGCUUUUGACAUUGUGGUAA